This is a messenger RNA of Lodderomyces jiufengensis, 1878 nucleotides long. RefSeq names its product gamma-glutamyltransferase (gene CIS2). NCBI's taxonomy places the organism in Eukaryota, Fungi, Ascomycota, Pichiomycetes, Serinales, Debaryomycetaceae. The coding region runs from base 1 to 1878 and encodes 625 amino acids. Gene Ontology annotation, biological process: glutathione catabolic process. The transcript has a single exon. Gene Ontology annotation, molecular function: glutathione gamma-glutamate hydrolase. The record is from RefSeq and is a predicted model, not a curated record. Gene Ontology annotation, cellular component: fungal-type vacuole; plasma membrane.
AUGCUAGAGAAGGAACAACUACUGCAGACAACUAAUACUACAAAAUUUAAAAGAAUAUGUUAUAUAUUUUUACCAUGUAUUUUAUUAAUAUUAUUCACACUUUAUAAUAUAAAUUUUUCAGAUUUAAAAAUAUCUUCAAUUAUUCCAAUUAAUUUGAAUAGAGCAGAUCCAUAUCUUACUUAUCAAUUAGCAACAAAUGAUCCAUUACUUGAUAAGAUUGGUCAACCAGAUUUAAAUCCUUCAACUGAGCAUUUACAUAAUGGUUCAAAAGCAAUGGUAGCAAGUGAUGUACCAUUAUGUUCAACAAUGGGUAAAAAUAUUCUAUUAAAAGGUGGUAAUGCAGCUGAUUCAGCAGUAACAGUUGCUUUAUGUAUUGGAUCAAUAAAUUCUCAUAGUUCAGGAAUUGGUGGAGGUGGAUUUAUAUUAAGUAAAAAAGGAAAUAAUAUUAUAAGUAUUGAUGCAAGAGAAAUCGCACCAAGUUUAGCAUAUAAAGAAAUGUAUGGAAAUUCAGAAAUUUUGAGUAAAAUUGGUGGAUUAGCAAUUGCAAUACCUGGAGAAUUAAAAGGUUUAUAUGAUUUAUAUAAAUUACAUGGUAGUGGAAAUUUAACAUGGGAACAAUUAUUUGAACCAGUUAUUGAAUUAAAUUAUAAUGGAUGGAAAUGUUCAAAAAUUUUUGAAAAAGUAGUUUCAAUAGAAAAUGAAUUAGUAUUAUCAAAAAUUCCAAAUUUAAAACAAAUGUGGGAUUUUAUUUUCAAUCCAAAUGGAGAUUUAAUAAAAGAAGGUGAUUAUAUAAAAAGACCAAAUUAUGCAAAAACUUUAGAAUUGAUAGCAAAUAAUGGUAGUAGUGAUAUAUUUUAUGAUCCAAAUGGACCAAUUGUUUCAUCAUUAAUUAAUACUAUUACAAAAUGGGGUGGAAUAAUAAGUCCACAAGAUUUUAAAAAUUAUAAAACAAUUAUAGAAAAACCAUUAACAACAACUAUAAAUAAUUUCAAAGUAUAUACAAGUAAUGGUAUAUCAUCAGGUUUAUCAUUAAUUGGAGGAUUAAAUUUUUUUAAUUCAAUAUAUAACCAAAAUGAUUCUGAAUCAUUAUUUAAUCAUAAAUUAAUUGAAAGUUUUAAAUGGUCAAGUUCAAUAAGAACAAGAUUAGGUGAUACUCAACCUGAAAAAGAAAAAAUUAUAAAAAAAUAUAGUGAAUUAAAUUGGUUAAAAACAAUAGAUUAUUCAAAUAAUCAUACUUUCCCAUGGCAAAAUUAUAAUCCAAAAUAUAAUUUAAUUGAACAUCAAGGUACUUCACAUUUUGCAAUAAUUGAUGAAAAUGAUAAUUCAAUAUCAAUGACAACAACUAUAAAUUUAUUAUUUGGUUCAAUGAUUUAUGAUAAAAAUACAGGAAUAAUAUUAAAUAAUGAAAUGGAUGAUUUUUCCCAACCAAAUAUAAGUAAUGCUUUCAAUUUAACUCCAUCAAUUUAUAAUUUUAUUUAUCCUGGUAAAAGACCAUUAAGUUCAACUUCACCAACUAUUAUAACAUAUAAUAAUAAAGUUGAUUUUAUUAUAGGAGCAGCAGGUGGAAGUAGAAUUACAAAUACAAUAUUACAAGCAAUAAUAAGAAUUUAUUAUAAAAAUUAUUCAUUAUUAAAUACUAUAUCAUUUCCAAGAUUACAUCAUCAAUUAAUACCACAAGAUAUAAUGUGUGAAAAUAUAACAAGUUUUGAAGAAGAAUUUAAAAAUGAAAAUAUUUUAAAAGAAUUAAAAUUAAAAAAUCAUACUUUUAUAGAAACUGGUUCAUUAACAGCAAUGAAUGGUAUAAAAAGAUUAAAAAAUGGUAAAUUACAAGGUGUUAGUGAUUACUGGAGAAAAAGAGGUGAAGCAGAUGGAUAUUAA